AUGGCAGCCACAGCCUCAUCGGCUGGCGCUGCCAUUUCAUCAAUGAUAACAUUCAUGAGAAAACAAAGUUUCCGUAACGAUUUUGUUCCAUUGAUGGACUACAAUCAAGAAGAUACAUCGGGUGCCAAUCUCGAAUGGAUGAAUAAACCAUUCGUUAAAUACGUAUUUCGUCUUACUGGUUUAUUAAGUUUUAUUUCAACAUGUAUGAAUACACCAAAAACAUUUGAAUAUCAUCCAUUUCUUCGAUAUGCAACAUUUAUUAUUGAUAUUAUCUGUGCAAUUAUAUUAACAAUUGAAGCAGCGGCAAAAAUGAAAACAAGAGGCAUAUUAGUUGGUGAUUCAGCUUAUUUACGCGAUCGAUGGAAUCAUUUUGAUGCUGUUAUGGUUUUAUGUAUUUAUUUUUCUAUUAUAUUACAGACUUUGGAACUAAUUGGUGUGGUAAGCAAAUAUACAUAUUUUACAAUUAUUCGUUCACCACGUCCUUUUAUACUUAUUAAAGUACUUAAAACAUUUCUCAAAUUUGAAUUACCUAAAAGCCAGAUAAAAUCUAUUCUUCAACGUUCAAGUUCUCAAAUAUAUAAUGUUACAAUGUUUUUCUUAUUCUUUAUGAGUUUAUAUGCUAUUUUGGGUGUACAAUUUUUUGGAUCAUUGACAUUCCAUUGUGUAAGAAAUGGUACAGAUUUGAAUAAUGUUACGAAGUCAGAUUUAAUGAUACCAGAUACGUAUUGUUCACCAACUAAAGAUGGUUUUCAUUGUCCAGAAAAUUUUAUUUGUAAAAAAAUCGAUAUUCCACGUAAUUUACGUGGUUAUAAUGGUUUUGAUGAAUUAGCAACUAGUUUUUUUUCGGUUUAUGAAUCUGCUAGUCAAGAAGGUUGGGUAUUUCUUAUGUAUCGCGCUAUUGAUAGUCUUCCAUCAUGGCGUGCUUUUUUCUAUUUUAUUACAAUGAUUUUUUUUCUUGCAUGGCUUGUCAAAAAUGUAUUUAUUGCCGUUAUUAUUGAAACAUUCGCUGAAAUUCGUGUUCAAUUUCAACAAAUGUGGGGUUCACGUGGAGCACCUUCAAAUAUAGAACCAACAAAAAUACUUCAAAAAGUUGAUGAUAGUACUUUAAAAUUAGUUAAUAUUGAUGAAAAUAAAAAGAAAGGUGUUGUACCUGCUAUUUGUUUAAAAAUUGCUCAAUCACCAGUAUUUACAACAAUUGUUAUGAUUGUUGUACUUGCUAAUACAAUCUUUACGGCUACUAUUAGACAUACACAUAAUGAAGUUAUUGAUAAACGAAGUCUAGAACUUUAUCAUAAAAUUGAGAGCUUAUUUACUGUAUUUUUUGAUUUGGAAACACUUUUUAAAAUUUUUUCACUUGGCUUUAAAAAUUAUAUUCGAAGAUCAACAUAUAAAUUUGAAUUUAUGCUUGCUGUUGGAACAACACUACAUUGUAUACCACCAUUUUAUCGAAGUGCAUUUACUUAUUUUCAAGUACUUCGUGUUGCUCGUCUACUUAAAUCAAGUCCUUUACUUGAAGAUUUUCUUAAUAAAAUUUUUGGUCCGGGUAAAAAACUUGGCAGUUUAAUAUUAUUUACUAUGUGUUUAUUAUUGAUAACAUCAUCAAUUAGUAUGCAAUUAUUUUGUUUUAUUAAAAAUUUAAAACAAUUUGAAACAUUUCCUCGAGUACGUAAUUAA
Molecule: messenger RNA, 1674 nt
Organism: Rotaria sp. Silwood1
Lineage: Eukaryota; Metazoa; Rotifera; Eurotatoria; Philodinida; Philodinidae
Source: the annotation of a GenBank genome assembly